UAUCAUGUGGCGUACACCUUUUUCGGUUCCCGAACCUUUGUUAUGCUUUGGUUUACAUCACUUGUUGGAAAACACUCCAAAGCAUAGAAAAACCAUUAAAUUGUUGCAGUAUUGGAUGCCAACACACAGGGCUAUUACUCUAAUUCAUCCUCCAGAUCAAAGCCCACACAGGCAGUUCUCCUGCCUGAAGCUAUUUUCCUUUGACUUUCCUGCUUGACAGUAGUCUCCCAUAGUCUCUGUUCUGCCCUCUUUGAACAUAUAGCUUUUCCUUUGGUCACGGAAAUACAAUUUAUGUCUAUUAUACUGUAUUACAGAUUACACUGGGGCGAUGUGCAUUAUUAGAUAGAAUACUUGCUCACUGGAAGGGGAGUAUGUGUGGGUGAGUGUUGUGUCUGUGUGUGUGUGGGAGAGAGAGAGACAGGGGGAAGGGAAGGAGGCAGCGUUCUAAAAUUUUAAUUUGCAAGAGCUAACCUUGAAGCAUGAUUUAUUAACAUCACGUUGUUUGCUUUUGUCACAUUGUGUAUGGAGGGAUGGCAAAUGCUUGGCCCCACUCCACAGCCACAUCAGACCACCCAAAGAGUCAGAGCAGCCCAGCUACCGGCUGUGCACGCCCAGAGUUCAAAGGUUCAUGAGAGAACUAACCCAUUUAAUCAGUUAUUAGCUGCCUCCCCUAUAACCAGAUUGGAUACAGGAAAAAAAAAUAGAAUAAAAGGGGGAGGAGGAGGGAGAGGGAAAGAGAGAAAUCUCCCUACAGACUGCUUGUCUGGGACUCAAGAAUUACAAAAACAACCUCCACCCCAGGACGGAGGGAGUAUGUGAGACGGAAGGGGGAGGAGGAGGAUAAGGAGGAGGAGAGGGAGGUUGGGAAGAGAAAGGCGAGGCACAGAGGGGAGUCCCUCUCCAGCCCUCCUGGAUCACCCCACCGGAGCCCAGCCGCCCAAGAUGUUUGAUAACACGCAGUAUCCUUACAACUGCUUCAACUACGAUGGGGAUGACUAUCCAGCCUGCAGCUCCGACGAGGAGAAGAAACUCACUCGCCCGGCUUACAGCUACAUUGCCUUGAUUGCAAUGGCCAUCCAGCAAACUCCUUCCAAUAAAGUGACCCUGUCUGGCAUUUAUGACUUUAUAAUGAAGAAAUUCCCUUACUACAGAUCAAACCAAAGAGCGUGGCAAAACUCCAUUAGACAUAACUUAUCCCUUAACAGUUGUUUUGUAAAGGUGCCCAGGACCGAAGGGAAUGAGAAGGGAAAAGGAAAUUACUGGACCUUUGCUUCGGGUUGUGAAUCCAUGUUGGAUCUUUUUGAAAAUGGGAAUUUCAGAAGGAGACGCCGAAGGAGGAACGUGAAACGGGAACGCAAAGGUCAGAGACCGUAUGGAACUGAAGGGCCUUCUUCUCCUGAGCUGGCUGCUGCAGAUUCCCAUUCCCUGGGGAGCGCUUGCCCUGAUAGAAAAGCCAAGAAUUCCCAACCUGGAUCGCAUCACCUGGAUCCACCUCUGCCAUUCCUCCCAAAUGGCCUCUCCAGCCAGCAGAACCUAAACAACUCUGCUCUAGGAAAACCUGACUCAGAAAUUAAAUUUAGCAUUGAUUAUAUUCUUUCAGCCCCUGACCCUCUGCCCGCGUUAAGAUCACCAUAUAAUGCACAAACUAAUAAAUAUCACAUAUUGGAGUCCCAACAGAUAAAUCUCCAGUUUUGGACAAUGUGAUGUGAUUCCCAACCAACCCAAUUCUGUUCUAAAUUUCUGAUUUUGAAUUUGGUCUAGCUUCUUCACUUUCUGAAAAAGAUGACAUCGACUCAUUUGAGUCAGAUGACCUAGUAUGUGAAAUUCAAGGUUUAAUUUCAGUCGUUGAUGAUUAACCUUUUAUCUAUUCUACUUUGGCUUUUGACCUUUGUCAGAAACUCAAAAUGCAAAAUUGUGGCAUGAUUUUCAAGAGCUCUACCUUGAAAAUUUCUGAUUUUACUGACACAUUCUGUGGGUUCACCCAGUAUAUGUUUUGAUUUCUGAGAAGGGAAUAGAUUCCAGAUCGUUUUUAUGCGAGUCGAUAUUACAUUUUAUUCCAAGCUGAUUCACUUUAUUAUUCAGUAUUGCAUUUCAUAAAACCAAUAUCUGAAAAUGGGGAUGCUAAUUACACUGUUGCAGGAAUCUGAGUAAUUCUGUUACACAAACUAUUACAGUGAAGGGUGAUUUAUCCCAAUGCUCCUGACUCUGGUCAGUGUUGCUGAGUGAUGUGAUAAGAGCUGACAGUUAUACUUGAACUUGUAAACAAAGAUUCCCCUUGUGCUAUCAUAAAGUUUUUGGUGAUAGUUCAAAACAUCCCUGGCACUUAUUUGAUUUAAGAAGGAAAUAAAGAUGUGCAAGAAAUUUAAUUCACAGACAAUGUGGGAUGAAAGUGGCUCUUCACUCUCCCUCAGCACAUAUUAUUUGUUUGAAUUUUCUGCAACUAAUCACCAAAGUGGUAUGUGAUCAGAUUCUUCGGGCACCAGAGAGCUAUACUAUUAUUGACAUCAAAGUCAGAAUCUGAUGUCUCUGUUGGAAAUGUAAGUUAUUUAAUUAAAGCUUAGAGAUGGGUAUUUUUUUAAAUACAGUGAAACAAUUUGACCAAACUUAGCUUUUUUCACAAACACUUUUUUGUGGAGUUAAUUGCCUUCUGUGAUUUGAGCAUCAGUAUGGCUUCCACAAAAUCAUUUUUGCAAGGUGUCUACCAGAUGCUGGUUGGUUUAUUGACAAUUAUGUGAAGCUUUUUUUUUUUAAGCCUGUCUUUGUAACAGGGACUGAAGAUAAAUGAAGGCUGGCAAAAUGAGUUGAAUCAAAGCUGGGCAAAGAUAUUCUUAAUCAUGGCUUGAAUUUUUAUACAGAAGGUAUGACAUUUCAUUAAGUUAUUUUACAUUUUAUUCACAUAUACUGUAUAUAUACACAAUCUAUUCUUAUAUAUUGUUUUUGAAAGGAGAAAGUCACUGGCACUUAUAAAUGUUGUGAAAUGCA
Molecule: messenger RNA, 2982 nt
Organism: Ornithorhynchus anatinus (platypus)
Lineage: Eukaryota; Metazoa; Chordata; Mammalia; Monotremata; Ornithorhynchidae
Gene: FOXL3
Product: forkhead box L3
Exons: 3
Coding region: 943-1704 (253 amino acids)
Biological process (GO): cell differentiation; anatomical structure morphogenesis; regulation of transcription by RNA polymerase II
Molecular function (GO): RNA polymerase II cis-regulatory region sequence-specific DNA binding; DNA-binding transcription factor activity, RNA polymerase II-specific
Source: RefSeq, a predicted model, not a curated record